UCGCCCCUCGGCCGUUAAUACAUCCCCCUACAAUACAUCCACAGUAACAUGCUUUCCUUCGCUACCUCCGCAAACUCCUUCCUUCUCGUACGCACGCAGCUGCUCCUGGUCGGAAUGAUCUGCCUCUGGAUUUCCCUGCUACAUUGCCCCUACCCCCCAACUACGUUCGCUCGGUGCAAGCCCCCACGCAAGGCCCUCGAUCCACACCAGCGCCGCCCACCACCUCAUCCACUGCCACCGCCUCCGAGGCUCGCCUACACCGCCUGUUUGCAUUGUGGCCUUUUGGUGCAGGUCAUGCAUUGCCUCCUAUUGUCGAUGUCCCUCUUGCGCCGGGCCAACUGCGCAUCGCUAUAGCGGGUGCU
Suillus paluster is the source of this 362-nucleotide messenger RNA. RefSeq lists its product as uncharacterized. The record is from RefSeq and is a predicted model, not a curated record. Lineage: Eukaryota; Fungi; Basidiomycota; Agaricomycetes; Boletales; Suillaceae. Bases 49 to 354 code for a protein of 101 amino acids. The transcript has 4 exons.